Messenger RNA from Nerophis ophidion (straightnose pipefish), 2867 nucleotides. RefSeq names its product oocyte zinc finger protein XlCOF6.1-like. The record is from RefSeq and is a predicted model, not a curated record. The transcript is spliced from 2 exons. NCBI's taxonomy places the organism in Eukaryota, Metazoa, Chordata, Actinopteri, Syngnathiformes, Syngnathidae. The coding region runs from base 747 to 2024 and encodes 425 amino acids. Gene Ontology annotation, biological process: negative regulation of transcription by RNA polymerase II; regulation of cytokine production; regulation of immune system process.
CAGGAGGAAGACCAGAACAAGAUGGCGUCUGGCGGAGAAUACGUUGUUUUGGUUAUUAUGGUUUCUAGGUCUUAAUUACAACGUACAUGUGCACAUGUGUGUCGUUUAACGCAGUAAACGUCCUUAUUAAUUGUUUGUAUGCGGAUACAUUAGUCUGAGUGCACUUUGACGUGCUAGCCUAGCCUGCUGGUUAGCUUAGCUUGUUAGCUGCUAACAAAGAGAGGCGGAAGUGAUCGACACAUCAAAGCAGAGAUCCAAUGUAAGUGUAAAGUGUUUUUAUUGUGUGAACAUGUCUACAUUACAAAUGAUGUGAGUGUUGGUGACUCAGCGACUAACUGCUGCCGUUGAAGAAAUAUUUGUGAUGUAAAAAAAAAAAAAAAAACGACAACAGAAUAAGAGGAGGAACUUUGUUCAACAAAAGAGGAGAAGGAGCGACAACAUCAACUACUGGACACAGUUUUCUAGAAACAUCAAAUUGUGUUACACAUCCAUCCAUCUAUCUUCUUCUGCUUAUCUGAGGUCGGGUCGCGGGGCCAGCAGCCUAAGUAGGGAAGCCCAGCCUUUCCUUUCCCCAGCCACUUCAUACAGCUCUUUCUAGGGGAUCCCGAGGCGUUCCAAGGCCAGCCAGUUUCUAACAUAAUAGUGAGAGUCCAGUCCAUAGUGGGGCCAGCCAGAGACCAUCCCGAGCGCAGACAGACGUCUGUGAAGAACAUCUUCACCCUCAGCAACAGAAGUGGAGCUUCAGGAUGCAGACGGAGGAGCCACAGCCCUCCCACAUUGAGAAGGAAGAGGAAUACCUUCAGAUCUCCCAUUUUAAAAAGGAAGAGGAAAACCCACUAAUCCCCCAGUUUAAAGAGGAAGCGGUGGAUCCACAGAGUCCACACAUUAAGGAGGAAGAGGAGGACCCACUGACCCCUCACAAUAAAGAGGAAGAGGAAGAACACAGCAUCAAUCAGCAGGGAGAGCAUCUUGAAGGACUGGAGGAGGUUGAUGUCACCAAGAUGCCAGUGACUGGUGUCCCUGUGAAGAGUGAAGAUGAUGAGGUGAAAGGUGAAAGUGAGGAGAGGGGAGGGGGGGAGCCUCCAAGCAGCAGCUCAACACAACACAUGACAACAGAAGCUGAUGGAGACCACUGUGGAGGAUCACAAGCAGACAAGCUCUUAGCUCCACUAUCAGAUAGUGAGGACACAACGUCACACUCUCCUGACACUGAUGAUGAAGACUCUAAAGAUGAUAAGACAUGUCACACUGACAACACUCACUUCACAUCUUCUCACUGUCACAAAACUUUUAAAUAUCCUAGUAAAUUGAAAAGACACAUGAGAACACACACUGGAGAAAAACCUUUUUCAUGUUCAAUCUGCGGUAAAGAUUUUACUCAGAGGCCAGAUUUGAAAGUACACAUGAGAACACACACUGGUGAAAAACCUUUUUCCUGUUCAACCUGUGGUAAAGGUUUUGCACACAGUAACAAAUUGAAAAGACACAUGAAAAUACACACUGGUGAAAAACCUUUUUCCUGUUCAACCUGUGGUAAAGGUUUUACAGUAGGUCAUAGUUUGAAAGAACACAUGAGAACACACACUGGUGAAAAACCUUUUUCUUGCUCAGAAUGUGGUAAAGGUUUUGUACAAAGUCCCCUUUUAAAAGUACACAUGAGAACACACACUGGUGAAAAACCUUUUGUCUGUUCAAUCUGUGGUAAAGGUUUUACAGAAAGUCGAUGGUUGAAAGUGCACAUGAGAACACACACUGGUGAAAAACCGUUUUCCUGUUCAAUCUGUGGUAAAGGUUUUACAGAAAACUGGUGUUUGAAUGUACACACUAGAACACACACUGGAGAGAAAUCCCAUUCCUGUUCAAUCUGUAACAGAAGCUUUUGUGAAGGAUCAAACCUUUUAGUACACAUGAGAAGACACCCAGGAGAGAAAGUGUUGAGUUGCAGUGUGUGUGGUGAAAGAUUGUCUUCUAAGUACCAGUGUAAGAAACACAAGUGUGCUGGUGAGAACAGCAGCAGCAAAUGAAACUGCAGGAUUUGAAAUAAACUGUCCAGACUUUCAUUUUGACUUUCUAACAACAUCAGCACAUAUAACAUGUAUGACAUUGUUGUUUGUGUAACAAUCUUUUUAAUAUGCUUCCACAUUUAUAGAUUAGAUAUUUUAUAUUAAUGAUUUUAUCAGUCAAGCACAUUCAUUAAUAUGCAACAUUGUGUACUUUUAUUAAAAAAUGGACAGAACAAUUUGAGUAGAUUAGAUAGUAAACAGUACAAUACAUAUUUUACAUGCAAUAAACAUUUUGUGUGUAUGUAUACACACACACACACACACACACACACACACACACACAUAUAUAUAUAUAUAUAUAUAUAUAUAUAUAUAUAUUUAUAUAUAUAUCAUUAUAUAUAUCCUGUAUAUUCAUCAUACAAUUUUAUAUGAAAUAUUGUAUUUGUAAUUGUUAAUAAUCCCAUAGAUUAUCACCUUUAUAUGAUAUACAUAUGUACUGGUUCACAUCUGAAACAUCUUCUGGACCACUUCAGGAAGAGUAUUAUUAUUUACUUUAUACAUCAUUUGAACAGUUGUCUUUUAUACAAUUUUAAAAUGUGUCUUUUUAAACCAUUUGUUGGGUCUCUAUAAUCAUUUUUAUUCAUUAUCGCCAUUACUCUGUAAUAUGAUGAUUGUGUUGUGAUUGUUUUAUAUGUAUGUCCCCAGACCUUUAUGCAGUAUAAAAGUGAGAGAAAAUGGCAGAUUUUUUUUUUUUUGUGAAAUGAUGGUUUUGUUUUUACAAACUUACAUUUGUGGAUGUAUUAUAUAUAUUGUGUUUUAAACAUUUGUUUUACUGUUUUUUAUGUUCUUUUUUAACAUCCCCAA